Messenger RNA from Linum trigynum, 4474 nucleotides. The record is from the annotation of a GenBank genome assembly. Lineage: Eukaryota; Viridiplantae; Streptophyta; Magnoliopsida; Malpighiales; Linaceae.
ACUACAUGGUAUAAUCUUAUGCACGAUCAAACAUUACCACCAUGGUAUUAACUAGUAAUAAAUAUCUCAAUUUUUGUUUUAAAAUAUAUUAAAAUGAAUGUCAUUUUGAAGAACACAAUCAAUCUGAUUUAUUUGUGAAAAAAACAAUUAAUUUCAGCUUCAAAUGAAAGAUACAUAGACGGUUACAACUAAUUAGGACUAAAAGUUAGUUGUCUUACACAAAUGAUAAGUGUAGAGUCAUGUUAUUGAUAUGUAAGUUAUGCACUGGAUACAUUUUCAAUUUCACCUCAACUAAAAUUACAUGUACCAAUUUUUUUCUUCUCUAAAUGAGCAUUGGCGGCCCUGCAUUGACCUCUCCCAAUAACUAGAGUUAUUGAGAUAAGUUGAUUCAUGAUAAUAUAUUAAGUAAGAUCUAAUACUCUAGCUAGUUGUGGGUAUAUAUAAAUAGAUAAAUAAUGUACUUAUGAUGGGCUUGCAAUAUAUGAAAAAUCAUGAUGCAUUAUUUGUGGUGUAUAUAGUAGUAUAAGCUUGUGAGAUGGAGGAAGAAUUUGAAUAAUUAAUUAAUAGCUUGCGCGGGCAUGCAUGCAGGAGUUACUACAGGUGCACGCACCACACAUGCAACGUGAAGAAGCAAGUGCAGAGGCUGUCAAAGGACACCAGCAUCGUGGUGACAACCUACGAGGGAAUCCACAACCAUCCUUGCGAGAAGCUCAUGGAAACCCUAACCCCUCUCCUCAAACAGAUGCAGUUCCUCGCCGCCGCCGCCGCCGCCGGCAGGUUCUAGCUGGAGAUCAGCGCGCUGGACCUCCGCUUAUUUUUAAUUACAAUUAAUGUCUGUCUCCCCUAAACCCAGAAUUACAAUUAACUACUUAUAUAUACACACACUUCACAAUUACACUUUUAUGGCUGGUCACCUGCUCUAGUGGUGAUGGUGUUGGUGAUACAUGUAUAGUAUAUGCAUAUGUUUCCUCAAUCGAUCUCCAACGUUAAUUAUGAAAAUCGAAGUUACAAAUUCUUCUCUGUCAGCUGCUCGAUGGAGGUUCAUUUUCUACAAAUCAUUUGAACAUCAAUUAGUAUACAAAGAAGAAUAUGGUUCCCUAAGAGAGUUGCGGGCGGUUAUUUUUGUUCCUGUAUAAUCUGAAUUACCGUAAGUUAGAUAGUUAAGAUAAUAAUAAUUACAGAUUGGUACUUUAACUUCGCCCGGUGAAAGUGAGUAGAGCCAGCCACGGAGGAUUAGUAAUUUAAUUAGUAUUUGAUUUAAUUUAAUUCCUCUUUCUUUGGUGUUAAUUAGAAUUUGGUUUCGAUUUGUCGUCAUCCUUUCUUUGCUUUCCCUCUUUCCGCCUGGAUAGGAAAGGAUAUAAUAAUAAUAAUAAUAUACAUUGGUCUUGCUGAUUUCUCUCCCAAGGGUAGGUAAUACUAAUAUUCUGAAAAUAAUUCCUCUAUUCUUAUUAUUAUCGCCAUUAAUUAAUUAAUUUUUUUUUUGGGUAAGAGUUAUCGCCAUGAAUUUGAAAUGGCAUUCAAUAAUUUGGAUGAACUAAUCCUCUUCUCAUAUUUAGAAGAAUUGGAUAGAAAAUCCAUAACGCACCUUUAAUUUCUUUCUUCCCCGCUCUCUCCACAUCACGGAACUCCGCCUCCGCCUCCUCUUCCGUCGGCGGCCGAUCCAAUUCCCUUCCGUUCAUCUCCGCGUAGAGCAACGGUAUGCCUCUACUUUUUCUCCGUCGUUUUUUUUUUCUUUCGCAAAUCCUUUUGGUAAUUCUUAUUAUCCUCCAAAAUCACGAAGCUUGCGAAAAAGUGACUCAAUUUUGUUGCUAUCUAUCUGAUAAUGGUUUUCGAUCUUGGAAUCCGAAUCAACGUCAAAUGACGAGAUGAGAAUUCUAAUGGAAGUCCCGAUCGCAUAAAUUCCUCCGGCCGGCGGCCGGUCCCCAAUUGCACAAAUUCCUCCGCUUGACGCGAACUUCCAUCGGUGCAUCCUUUGGGAUUUGAUCAAAGUCUCUUUCUUUCUUUCUUUUCCUCGUGUUCGACUCUGCCCGUUCUUUGUAGUCUGGCUCCCACUUUUUAAAAACUAAAGGGAGAAAACUCCAAUAGAAAAAAACUGCUAUACGGAAUACAAUUUUUUUUCCCACUACAAAGAGAAGCAGAGGAGAUCAAUUGAUGACCCUCCAGGAGCAAUUCUGAGAUGCUUUGGUAUAAUUCAUCCGAAUUCAAUUAGGUUGUAAGAAUUUGAAUACAAUAACAUUCCAAACACAAAAAUUCAUUUAGAAAUUACGCAAUGAUUUGUCUGAGAUGACAUAAAUGUUUGAUUCUUCCCCCCGAAAAGAUAGCUUGCAUUACCAAGAAAUAAUAGGUGACAACGAUUUACAAUUCCGACCGGAGCCAAACACAAAAAUCGAACCAUCCAAAUCAAGUCAGAAUACAAAGAAAAGACUUUUUUUUAGCCACCCUAUGAGCUACUCUAUUGUUAUCCCUACCUACCAAGGUUGUCAACCCGCGGGUUAACCGGGACCCGGUCGAGCUAGUGGGUCAAGGGUUAACGAGUCAACCGUUUUAGCCCGGAAAUAUGGAAAGAGUCAUUAUAUUGUACUUAUCCUGAUGAUAAAUUAUAUCAAAUCUCAUCUAACAUAUGAGUAAUCUCAUAUAACAUUACACCAAAGUAACUUGUCGUACUUAGAUCCAAUAUAUAGUACUGAAAAUUCACAUACACUUAUAUAACAUUAAUAUUCAAAUGUUCAAUUAAGGAUUCCAAAGAUUGAGUUAGACGAAAAGAAGAAUCGAAAAUAAGCGCAUUUUGCAAGCAAACAAGAAAAAUACAAUUUGACCUCCAAAUCUAUGGUCACACGCGUCUGCCCCCUCUAUAUAAACAGCAGCAAACCAUCCAUUUGCUUCACAUUCAAUUUCACUACUCAUCGCAUAACAAUACUCUUUUCUAUUGCCCCUUCUGAUCAGUCAAAUUAAUAAUAAUAAUUAAUUCCUUCACUUCUCACACUAUAAAAUGUUGUCGUCGCAGCAGCUCUUUGUGAUGGAAAAGGCGAAGAACUACAUCUCCGAGAAAGUCGCCAACAUGAAGAAACCGGAAGCCGCCGUGACCACCGUGGACCUGAAGGGCGUCCACCGCGACCACAUCGAGUACGCCGCCAAAGUCGCCGUCGACAACCCGUACCCGACCCCGCUGCCCAUCUGCGACAUCACCUACGUCCUCAAGAGCGACGGCCGGGUCAUCGCCCACGGCGCCAUCCCGGACCCCGGUUCGAUCAAGGCCAGCGGUCAGACCCUGCUGGAGGUUCCGGUCAAGGUCCCGCACUCCAUCCUCGUCAGCCUGGUCAAGGACAUCGGCCGCGACUGGGACAUCGACUACGAGCUGGAGCUGGGGCUGGUGAUUGAUCUCCCCGUGUUUGGCAACUUCACCAUUCCGCUGGCCAGCAAGGGCGAGGUCAAGCUGCCCACCUUGUCCGACGUCUUCUCUUCCAAAAAGUGAACGAUAUCAUCGCGAGUUGGUGACGCCGGUUUUAGUUUGUCGGUCGGCGUUGUGAUCAGUCGUCACUUUUCUUUUUUUGUUUUGCUGUGUAAUAAAAGCCUGGCUGCUAGAAGAGAAAAUACACCUAGAAUAGCAAAGUACUUUCUCUGUCUUCAUGGAUGCUUGAUUCAAUCAUUGCAGAAGAAAUCAACCUUGGGUAGUUGAAAUUCUCCUUCCUUCCUUCUUAGCUCGUAGGUUUCUCUUUCUAAGCCUAGAAGAAGAAACCUUCAAUCUCGCUCUAGAACUCUCUCGAUCUUUUCAAAUCAGCUCGCUCUCUUUUAUGUAGCUCCCUAGUGCACACAUCACUGUCUCACAGGGGCGGAGUUAGGAUUUCAAAGUUGGGUGGGCCGAAAAAUAAUUAAAUCUAAAUCAAGUAAUAAUUACUUAUGGCAAAUCACUCAAUAAAAUUAAUAAAAAAGUAUGAAAAGGGUGGUUUUUUCUUUGUUUGGUUUAAGGAAAUAUAGAUGAGAAUUAAAAUAAUGAAGUUUCAAAGUCAAAAGUUUCGUUUGGGUUUAAGAAUAUGUAGAAGGGAUUUUUUUCUCAAAGUGAUUAUCUUUUGAUUUUAAGGAAUUAUAGAUGGGAAUUAAAAUGAUGAAGACUUGAAGUGGGUAAAGUAAAAAACAAAAGCAAAAUAUUAGGAUAUAUAGAAGGGAUUUUUCUCAAAGUGGUUAUUAAUAAUGAUUGAAGUCAGUAAAGUAAAAAGCAAAACAGUACUACCACUAGGAAUUGAACCAGUGUCCUUUAAAUUAAAAGUUAAGCAUGUUUACCAUCAGACUAUAUGACUUUUGCAUUACACAAUAUAGUUAACGAUUUGUACUUAUAAAUUUUUACUAAAUAUCGUAAAGGUCUUAGGGGCCGAAACAAUUUCCGGGUGGGCCGGGGCCCACCCCACCAUCACUGUAGCUCCGCCCCUGCUGUCUCAUAUCACGCCCAUGAAGUCGGCAGUAAAAUCACGAUCUCGGU